Hippocampus zosterae (dwarf seahorse) is the source of this 1014-nucleotide messenger RNA. RefSeq names its product tubulin glycylase 3A-like. Gene Ontology annotation, biological process: protein modification process. Lineage: Eukaryota; Metazoa; Chordata; Actinopteri; Syngnathiformes; Syngnathidae. The record is from RefSeq and is a predicted model, not a curated record.
AUGAAGGUGGCCGUCCUGCUCGAGAAGAUUAAGGACUGGCUUAUCAACCGUAUCAAGAACUUCAGGAAAAAACUCAGCCGCAUCAUCAUGCACCCCUUGCAGCCCACCGAGCUGGCCCCCAUCUCUGAGGAGGAGGAGGAGUUGGUGCAGUCGGUGGCGGAGAAGGUGGCGCUGAACAGUGAGCUGGUGGAGGAGAUGGAGAGAAGCCGGGUGCGAGGAGAUCGACGGCUCGGCAAGCAUUCCGUCUCGCGAUCCUCGAAAGAGGUAGACAGCAAAGCCCUGCGGGAAGCAAGGGGCAACAAGCGCACCACGAUAGUCCAGCGGUACAUCCAGCCGUUCCUCUACAACCGCAGGAAAUUCGACUUCCGCUGUUACCUGCUGGUCACCUCGGUGGGGGGGAUCAAGGCCUACUGGUACGAAGAGGGCUACGUCCGCACCGCCUGCAAAGAGUUCACCCUCAAGAACCUGAACAAGCUGAUCCACCUGACCAACGACGCAGUCCAGAAGAAGAGCGAGGAUUAUGGCAGGUUUGAGACCGGCAACAAACUGUCCUUCCAGGAUUUCCAGAAGUAUCUGGACGGGCUGGGCUCGAGGCUCAGUCUGCAGGAGGAUGUCGUGCCCAAGAUGAUCGCCUUGGCCGUUGACUCUGUCAAAGCCACUUUCACCGAGCUGGAUAAGAAAAGACGGGGCUUUACGUUCGAGCUGUUCGGGCUGGACUACAUGCUGGAUGCCAAUGGCGAGACCUACCUGAUCGAGGUCAACAACAACCCCUGUCUCGAGCUGAGUGCCCCGAUUCUGGCCCGGAUCAUCCCGGCCGUGAUGGAGGGGGUGUUCAAGGUGCUGUGUUGAUCAAUCGCGGUUGACCCGCUGUUCAUGCCACCGGAGGCGGAUAGCUGGCCUCUGCUGAAGCGAGGAGGCUGUCCUGACAAGGUCUAUGAAAACAACCGGUUCAGACUGGUGUUCGACGAAAAGUCGGAGGGCGAGGAGCUGGCCAGCCAGCAGCCCUUCAAAUAG